This is a messenger RNA of Nannospalax galili (Upper Galilee mountains blind mole rat), 3027 nucleotides long. RefSeq names its product TPX2 microtubule nucleation factor (gene Tpx2). The record is from RefSeq and is a predicted model, not a curated record. NCBI's taxonomy places the organism in Eukaryota, Metazoa, Chordata, Mammalia, Rodentia, Spalacidae. The transcript has 19 exons. Gene Ontology annotation, cellular component: spindle; microtubule. Gene Ontology annotation, biological process: regulation of mitotic spindle organization; activation of protein kinase activity. Bases 416 to 2665 code for a protein of 749 amino acids.
UCAGCGCUCUGAUUGGUGCAUUCGUCCGGGUCCCGGGGUUCAAAAUUUCAACGGUGCUGUUGAGUUCCGAGGCGGGCUGGCGGCGCUUGCUUCUUGGAGGUAGGGCGCGGUGAGGCCAGGUUCUUAAUAAGAAGCACCUACCAGAGUGAAGAUUUCAGAAGAGACUUGAAAAGAUAUAUUGUAGUUUUGAGUCAAGGUUGUGGGAGGUGGAGUGUAUAGACAAGGUAAGGCAAGGUAUCACUCCUAUCAGGAAGUCUUCAUGGACCGUCCUUCACCCUGCUCUUUGCAUUAACUGAGGGCUGUCUGCUUAAGCCCUAUUCCACCAGGGGUCGUCCUGAAUCUUCAUUGUUGUGACUUGUUGAGAAAAGCUGUGCAGAUUGGGAAGAGCCUGCGCCGCUGCACCGAGGGUGGGGCAAUGUCACAAGUUACAGCUACUUACUCCUUUGAUGCCCCCACUGACUUCAUCAAUUUUUCAUCUUUGGAUGCUGAGGAAGAUACUGAAAAUGUAGAUUCAUGGUUUGAGGAGAAGGCUAAUUUGGAGAAUAAGUUUCUUGGAAAGAAUGGACUAGGAGAGCUUUUUCAGGGCAAAACUUCCUUGAGAAAAGCUAAACUUCAGGAAGGCUGUGUCACACCUUUGAAACAAGUUGAUAACACUUACUAUCAAGAGACAGAAAAAGAAAAUCUUCAGAAACAUUCUAUCUCAUCAAAUGCUUGUUCUUCCCUGGAUGCUGAAGGCACCGUGUCAAGAAAUACGCGGGUAGUCCAGCCUCAGAGAAGGUCUGUUAGACUCUCUGCUCAGAAGGCUUUGGAACAGAAAGCAAAACAUCAUGUUGAAAUGAAAGCAAAGAGAUGUGCCACUCCUGUAACCGCUAGUGAAAUUCCACCUUCCAAAAAAAUGAAAGUAUCUCAUAAAAAGAAACCAGAGGAAGAUGAAGAAGGUAGUGCUCAAGAUAUAUCCAGAAAGAAUGAAAGAGAAAGCCCGGAGAAAGUCAAGGGCAAACAUGCUGUGCCUGUUGUACCACCUGCAAGGCAGAAGGUUCUAAAAAGUACUGAGGAGCAGGAGCUGGAAAAGAGAAUGAGAAUGCAGCAGGAGGUAGUGGAGAUGCGGAAAAAGAAUGAAGAAUUUAAGAAACUUGCUCUCGCGGGAGCAGGGCAAUUUGUGAAGAAAUCAGUGAGCCAGGUCACCAAAGUCGUUGACUUUCACUUCCACACAGAUGAUCGAAUUAAACAACAUCCUAAGAACCAGGAGGAGUAUAAGGAAGUAAACUUUAUGGCUGAACUACGAAAGCAUCCUCCAUCUCCUGCCCGAAUGACUAAGGGAUGUACUAUUAUUAAGCCUUUCAAUCUGACCAAAGGAAAGAAAAGAACGUUUGAUGAAUCAGCUUCUACAUAUGUGUCCCUUGCAGAGCAGGUGGAAGCCUUCCACAAACGAACCCCUAAUAGAUAUCAUCUGAGGAAUAAGAAGGACGACAAUAGCCUGUUACCUUCCAGAUCUUCUGUGACCAAGAUCUCUAGAGACCCCCAGACUCCUGUACUGAAAACCAAAUUGCGGGCAAGGCCUGUGACCUGCAAAAGUACAGCGGAACAGGAGGCUGAGGAGCUUGAGAAACUGCAACAAUACAAAUUUAAAGCACGGGAACUUGAUCCCAGAAUUUUUGAAGGUGGACCCCUCCUGCCCAAGAAACCCCCUGUGAAACCACCUACUCAGUCUGUUGGUUUUGAUUUGGAAAUUGAGAAACGGAUCCGGGAGCGAGAGUCAAAGAAGAAAUCAGAGGAUGAACACUUUGAAUUUCAUUCCAGACCUUGCCCUACUAAGAUCUUGGAAGAUGUUGUGGGUGUUCCAGAAAAGAAGGUACUUCCAGUCACUGUCCCCAAGUCACCAGCUUUUGCAUUGAAGAACAGAAUCCGAAUACUUGCAAGAGAAGACGAGGAAGAGGAAGAACCAGUAGUGAUAAGAGCUCAACCUGUGCCACAUUAUGGGGUACCUUAUAAACCCCACAUCCCAGAGGCAAGAAAUGUGGAGGUCUGCCCUUUCUCCUUUGAUUCUCGGGACAAAGAACGUCAGUUACAGAAGGAAAAGAAAAUAAAAGAAAUGCAGAAAGGAGAGGUGCCCAAGUUCAAGGCACUUCCUUUGCCCCAUUUUGAUACCAUUAACCUGCCAGAGAAAAAGGUGAAGAAUGUGACUCAAGCUGAACCUUUCUCCUUGGAGACUGACAAAAGAGGUGCCCAGAAGGCCGAGAUAAGGAAGCACCAGCUGGAGGAAGAACUGAAACAGCAGAAAGAAGCAACUUGCUUCAAGGCUCGUCCAAAUACCGUCAUCUUCCAGGAGCCCUUCAUUCCCAAGAAAGAGAAAAAAUCAGUUGCUGAGAGCCUGUCUGGUUCUCUAGUUCAGGAACCUUUUCAGCUGGCCACCGAGAAGAGAGCCAAGGAGCGGCAGGAGUUGGAAAAGAGAAUGGCUGAAAUGGAAGUCUGGAAAAUGCAGCAUCUAGAGGAAGUCAGGCAACAGGAAGAAGAACAGGAGAAGGAGGAGCUAGCCAAACUCCGGAAAGAACUGGUGCACAAGGCAAAUCCAAUCCGCAAGUACUCGGCAGUGGAGGUGAAGUCCAGUGACCAGCCUUUGACUGUGCCCGUGUCUCCUAAAUUCUCCACUCGAUUCCACUGCUAAACACAGCUGUGAGCCACAGAUAGCCGCUUUGCAAUGGGAGCUGCUCUCUGCAUGACACCAGGCAUGGAGAGACCCUUUCUCCAGAUUACCUAUCAUGUGUGGCCAUGUACCUGACAGCUGUGGAUGCCAAGUUUUUUCAAACUUGUUUUCAUACACUUUUAAAGCUAAUAAUGAGACUAAACUCAUUUAGACUUUAAUCAGACUUCUUGUAGUUAUUCCCUCUAAACAUCAGUUUAAUGUUGGCAUUACCUCUAACUAGAAUUUCAAGUCUGUGUCAGUAUAGUGUAAUUCUAUUUCACCCUAUUCCCUCUCCUUUUUUUAUAUAUGUAUUUUAAGCAGAAAAUAAAGAUAGUAAAAUCUCA